AGAUUUAUUUAUUGUAAGAAAUUGUCAACAAUCUUUGGCGUAUGAUAUAAAUAAAUUAAGUAAGCGUCAAAUAAUACGUUUCAAUGUGUUAUACAUAUAGUGCUAUUUUAUAAUUUGAGGACCAAGGCAAGAUUAACUUUAUGUUUGCUUACGUAUUGCACGCCGAAAAAUAUGAUCUCCUUUAUUUAAAAGUGAAAUAGAAAUGAAGAUUUUCGACAUCUACCUCAUCUUCAUUCCAAUAAGUGCAUUUUAUUGCACUGGCUCACUAGUCCCGAGGAAAAGGAUUUCAUUAAUUCCAAAAAAUCAACAAACAGAAAAAGACUUUGGAAAGGUAAUUAAAAAGGACCAUGUGUUACUGAACGAUGAGUUGGUAACACACGAUCCAAAUCGACCUGAAGUUCUACAAUUAAUUUGGCUUCAAGAGACCACACGCAAUUUGAGUUCAUCUGAAGAAGAAGCUGAAGAUGUUCCUAACUCCAGCGUGCAGGCGUCGCCUGGACUAGAAGCAGGAAGAAAGGUACACGAGAAAAAGCCUUCACCUCGCGAAGAGAAAGAAAAUGCGGUCUCUGAUGGCAUCAAACACCCGCUUGCCGAGACAAGGUUCCAGUUUUUUCUCUAUGAUCAUGAGGGGCGAUUCGUUCAAAAAUGGAUAACAUUGCAACAAAUACAGGACUUGCUCAUCUCCCACCGCGUCCGGUUUGUGAGCGCCGACGACAACGAAGUUCCUAACGAUGGCACAACAGCCACAGAGCCUCCCAGUCCCAUGCUGGUGGCGGGGGCGGCGUGGGACUCUGCGGUCAUCCAGAGGCCUGACGUCAACAUUGACGGGGUUGUUAACACGGUCCACAAGGUGAUGGCAGAUGAGAUGGCUAAUAAUGGAAUCGUGGAGAGCACCACAACCAUGGACGAGGGAGAGAUAGCCACGUUAUCCACUAACAUCAUCCAGCAGCUCAUUCGAGAACAAUUCGUUCAGUUCUUAGCCAACAAUUCGAUCGUGACUCCUUCAGGAAAUAAUCCCAAAAAUGACUCGAAUGCAAACUAUUUUAUUUCGAAUCCAAGUAUUAACGAUGUCUUCCUUGAUACUUCUCAUUACGAUUCAUUUGAUGUAAAUUCUCUGUUCAAUCAAUCUUGGUUGCCUGUAACUGAUGGGACCGCUUUAGAAAAUGAAAUCACUACACAUGGAGUCAUUUUAGAAAAUGAAAUCACUGAACGGGAAAAUGAAGCGCAUGAUAUUAAUCUGGAGAGAUCGGAACUCAUUUUCGACACGGACACCGAAGAAAGUCCGAACAGCAAUGGAGAUGUUCUAGAAAUUAAUACAAUUUUUUCGGUCAGCAAUUCUACUAACGAUAACAUUAAUUCGGAUUCUAUUGAAAGCAUGCCCCUUUCAACUAACUUCACUAGUGAUAACACAGAUAUUAUGAAUCAGCGAUUUACGAUCGUCACCUAUUCUCAUCCGUAUUCAAUGGCUUCUACGACAAUUAGUGCAAAUGAUUUACAGGGUGCUACCGAGGGUAAAGUAUUUGAAGCAACACGAAGUAGCGGCGAAAAUUAUUAUGAAGAAUCAACUGUAUCCAGUUUUGCUCAGGUCUCAACUCAGACUCUCGAGUCGACUACAACUCAAAGGCCUGAGUCAAUUUCUCUUCAGGCCAAGGAGCCAAACGAAAAUGGCGAUUUGGAUGUUGGGGUCGAUGAUACAGGAGAUUCGUCAUCAGAAUUGAUUGAUAACAUUGAGGAGGGAACAAACUCGCAUCCAAAUUACCUGUAUGAUUACGACUACGAUUCUCCCACCGUUCACUUCUCGAACGUCCUUCCACCGUCACAAAUGGCGACUGAUGCAUUCGAAGAUGGAAUGGACUUCAAAGAUGACUCUGAAAAUUAUGACUACUAUAGUCAAAACAUAUACUUGGAUGACGAAACUCAGGACUAUUACGAGCAGCAACAUCACUCCAACCAAUACAAUGCGUCGAAGAUGGCCAUGCCUUCCAAGCUGGACUUUCCAGGCAAGGACGUGGCAGCCUCCUACCAUCCGGUGGAGGUUCCCAGCGACAUGACGCGCCCUUUGGGUUCAAGACCAAGUGCGAACUCGAACAUUUCCCUCGCUUCCGUUGUCGUAACACCGGUCAGGGAUAAUUUUACAAGCUCUGGACCUGACGCUCUAUCGGGUCAAGAAAUGCUGACUCAACUCGGCGUCUCAGUGCCACCCAAAAGCAAUAUUUUACGACAAGCGCCAUCUGGAAAUCUCGGGCUUGAAGAAACCACCAAGAACCUUAGCCCCACCAUAAGACAGUUCAUCAAUACAAUGAACGACGUUUCAUUCGAUGUAUACCGGCAUGGCGCCCACUUACAUCGGUCUCGGAAUUUCGGGCUAUCUCCUAUGAACCUAAUUUCCACGUUGUCGAUGCUGCUGCUCGGGUCGAGAGGCAACACGUCCGCGGUGCUAGGGGACCUUCUACGAACGGAUGAUUUCCGUAACUUCAAUCCUCACUUGCUGCUUAAAAAUAUCCGAGCCGAAAUAUUCAAGAACAACGUGAACAGCAACAUCGUUUUCUCAAACCACAUGUUUGUGGAAUUACCUCGACAAAACAGUGUGCACAGCCUGGACUUCUUUCGACAAACCAUAGAUUAUUUUUAUGGAGCCACCAUCGAGGAGGCGGACUGGUCAACCGUAGGCGCCAAGGCCCGAAUGCGCGUCAACGAGGCGGUGGUGAACCAAACCGACGGCCGAGUCCUAACCCUCCUGGAUGAGGAUGCUAAAGUUGAUAUCCGUAGUCCCUUCAGUAUCGUGUCGAGUUCACUUAUGCAGUCUCCAUGGUCAGUGCCGCUCCUAGAAUCAGACUUGUUCGACAUGAGUUUCAUCAGAUUCCCGUCAGCUGAGCGAAGACUCGUCAGAACGAUUGGCAUCAGCAAGAAAAUGACGGUCAACGCUGGGUAUUCUAGAGAGGAAGACGCCACAAUUGCAGAGAUUCCUCUGUCGUUGCUGGGUGGAGAGCUCUCGAUGAUCCUCGUGCUGCCAGGAGAGCAGAAGAAUUUCGUAGCAAACGGCCUGAAGCUCAUCGAGACCCGGCUGACGUCAGAGCGCUGGAGUUCGCUGUUGCGUGCGGUGCAUCCACACACACUGACGGUACAGGUGCCGCUGUUCCGGCACCGCGCCUACACAGACGUCGCUCCUUUGCUCAAACUCAUGAACCUACAAACUAUCUUUGAGGAGAAAGAAACCGACUACUCGGGCGUGAACUCCAUCAAGUCCCUUCAUUUGGCUGACGUAGUCCAACUUACGGAAUUUCACUCAUGUUUGCUGGAAAAUUCAUCAUUCUCAUUUAGAAGUGUUUUUUUACCACUAGCAUCGACAGCUGAGGACCCCUAUGAUUCAUCGUCUAAUGUCACAAGCCGUUUCCAGUCAAGGUAUUCAGAAAAUCUGCAGGUGAAGGACGCGCGUGUCUCUCAAUCGGAUGAGUCAAUUGGUCAAGAAAAGCGCGGGAAAAACGAGCCGCAAUCUCCGUCAUGGCGACUCUUGAAAGAUUAUCCUGGAUUCGAUUAUCAAGAAUUUAAACUGGGCCAGAGGAGACAUAAAAAAUUGGAGAUCGCAGACACAUUCGAAAAUGAGAAAUCCCAUAAAAUGAACACGGAAAAAAGAACGAAUAAUGAUGUAUUGAAGAAAUCUGGGGGAAUGAAUGUCAUUGGAGAGCUUACAGAAGGCCCACUAAAAUACGAGUCCCUAUUUGAUGGCGCCGAAGGGGUACAAAUUAAAUUUGAAGCAAAACAAGAGAGUGUGAACCUAAAACAGAAACCUCGAAACUUGUCUAGUGAUCAAGAACAUGUGAAAGGAAGCAGUGUUCGUAAUGUUUGGAAAAACGUUUCCGAGUCACGCCGGGCAGCUCAGAAUCCUAAGAGGCGCAAGCGGCCACGAAAUCAAAAAGGUCCGACUGUUGCCUUUGAUCGAGCGUUCAUGUACGCUAUACGUCACAAUCCUACAGGACUUAUAUUACACAUUGGCAGAUAUUUGGAUCCUAUUUAACAUGGGUCGUGUUAAGAAAACAUAAUAUCACGCAAUGAUAUUAACAGAUGUACGUACUAAUAGCAUAUUAUUUUUGUAAAUUUAUCAAUAUAUUGAUGAA
Hyalella azteca is the source of this 4115-nucleotide messenger RNA. RefSeq lists its product as uncharacterized. The record is from RefSeq and is a predicted model, not a curated record. Lineage: Eukaryota; Metazoa; Arthropoda; Malacostraca; Amphipoda; Hyalellidae. Gene Ontology annotation, molecular function: serine-type endopeptidase inhibitor activity. The transcript has 11 exons. Bases 203 to 4015 code for a protein of 1270 amino acids.